UAAGCCUAGGGUUGAGUUGGAAAAAGAUACUGAUUUACAGAAACAAAAUUAGAGAAGAUCUUAUAUGAUUGCUAAGUUGUCAGGUAGUUUAUAUAAGUGCUAAUGCUUUCUGAAAAGGGGUACAUCCGCAUUUCUGUUGUAAGGGCCCCAUCUUGUGGAUGUAGUUUGAUUAAAGUAGAAACUUCAUCCUGAGAAUUCCAGGUGGAGAUAUUUUCAGUUGGAAAAAUAUUACAUAACAAGUUGAUGUUAGAAUUCUAACCAUGUUAUGAAGACUAUUAUUUCAGUUCUCAAAAAACUUAUUUUCGUCUCAGAAAUACUGAAAGUUGUAAGUAUUUUAAAAGUACACGUAAGUACUUCUGAUUUAUACUUUCUGCUUUUGUUUCUCUUUUAAAAUCAGAUGCUUAAGAAUAACGUUUCUGACCAUAAGCUGAAUGUGGAAGCCAUAAUUAAAAAUAUUAACACAAUUUCUUUGGAAUUGAAGAAGAUGAAAGAUUUGCAUCACAUGCGCAUGCCUACAGCAGCCACUGCCAAGGGGAAUGGGACUGCCAAGACCAGUGGGACUGCCAAGACCAGUUUGGACCAGUCAGAAUUUACCGAUGGAGAUGGGGAAAGGAUCACUUCAAAUGAAGUCAAGUUAUGCCACCAAGAAGAAGAAGGGAGUGGCUGUUAGUUAGGCACCAAAUAGUGAGUGCCUGUUAUGCUUUUUCUGAGUGUGUUCUCCAUAGGUUCUCAGUAGGACAGUAUUUCCCAGACUUUGAUCUGUAAACCCUGCUGUGUUAAGAGACAUUAAUAGAUGGUCUGCAAAAAAAAACCAAAAAAAAAAACCAAACAAACUGGAG
This is a messenger RNA of Trichechus manatus latirostris (Florida manatee), 839 nucleotides long. It is a transcript of the gene CUNH5orf58, whose product is annotated as chromosome unknown C5orf58 homolog. NCBI's taxonomy places the organism in Eukaryota, Metazoa, Chordata, Mammalia, Sirenia, Trichechidae. The transcript has 2 exons. The record is from RefSeq and is a predicted model, not a curated record. Bases 398 to 670 code for a protein of 90 amino acids.